Psilocybe cubensis is the source of this 2076-nucleotide messenger RNA. RefSeq lists its product as uncharacterized. NCBI's taxonomy places the organism in Eukaryota, Fungi, Basidiomycota, Agaricomycetes, Agaricales, Agrocybaceae. Gene Ontology annotation, molecular function: single-stranded DNA 5'-3' DNA exonuclease activity. The transcript has 6 exons. Gene Ontology annotation, cellular component: nucleus; mitochondrion. Gene Ontology annotation, biological process: interstrand cross-link repair. The record is from RefSeq and is a predicted model, not a curated record. The coding region runs from base 1 to 2076 and encodes 691 amino acids.
AUGUCAGGUUACAGUUCUGAUGAUUUUCACGACUUGGAUCUUUCUGAAUUCACAGCUGAGGAUUUUGCAUACAUAGACGCCAACAUUGCAUCGCUUUCAGGAUCUGGUCGUCAUGGAACCACAGAAGCUGAGCCCAAGUUGUCUGAAGAGAGGUAUCGCCUUAAUUCAGCAGACUCUAAAGCUUUCGACACCGACGAUGAAGAUAUAUAUUGUGCAAACGAGACGUCAUUCCGGUCUGACACUUUCGACCUCAACCUAAGCACCUUAACCAACGAAGAGUUGGAUGCGCUGGAUGAAUAUGUAUCAAAAAAGAUACCUAAACCAAGUGCUGGUCCAUCUAUCGCUAUUGAGAUUGAAGGACCAGUUGAUGUGUCUGGUACUUCCAAACAUACAGUCGGAGAAAAUAAACAUAUCAAUGGUACCUGGAAGCCACGAUUGUCUAACUCUCCACUUAACCAAUUUCGUCCGUAUAUGACCCUUUCUGUAACGGACCUCACUUCACCUGCAUGGUGUGAAGUUCAGUAUGACUAUGGGUUGCGAGGCAGGAGAUCGCGUCCGAUCAGCGAGCGUCCUCAAACUUUCCAAUCUUCUUCCGGGAAGACGAUCCGCCCAGAACCAAACAUUGUCAAGAAAAAUGAUAUACAAACAAGACAGGGACUUGCCGUUCACAAGGAACUUGAAAGGGAGAUCAAAUUCGAGGAACUUCAAGUGGAUAUUACAAGCGAAGAGACGCGUUGGGCUUUGCGGUACGUGGCUGCAAAUUCUCUUAUACUACUUCAUCUUCAGAGGGAGAUGCCCGUUUUUGGAGUGAUUCACGAUGAAGUCGUUGUUGGUAUUAUGGAUGAAGUGAUAAAAGAAGAGGUACCAAAAAUGCCCAACUCGAUUGCAUUUAAAAGUUCCAAGCGUCCGUCAGACCAUCUGCAGCCUUCCUCCAUCUCAAAGAAGCCGCGCACAAGCUUGCCUUAUCCACAAACUCGAAUAGAUUCCUGUUUCGAAAGCUCCAAGAAAGAGAAGAAACCUUCACAAUCACCAUCGCUAGUGGUUGAGGAAGAACAAACGCAGACGCGAAGUUCGUCGGAAUACGUUUUGCACAUCAAGGACAACAAAACGCGGGAAAAGCCUUAUAUACCUUCAGAGGCUGAUAUGCAGUCAGGUCGUAUGCAGCUUAUGUUGUAUCGAAGACUCCUUUCACAGCUUAUAUCAACAAAUCCUCCCUACGACUUCUCACCCUUUUGGAGCAAAUUGGGUGUCAACUCAGCAGCCAUUUUUCCAACGAAGUUUCUUGUCCAAGCUCACCUUAUCGAAGAAUCCUCCGGCUUCCAGUCCACCUGUUUGGACGACUUGGUGUCAUUGUGGCAUAGCGAAAUCAAGGAUUUAAAUAUUGUUGGUGUCGAUCCUACCUUGGAAUUGGUAUAUCGCUUGAGGCCAUCUCCUAGACGUAAAAAGAAGAAGCAUGGUUUGACAACACCUAGGCCACCUCAAACCAUCAGCGAUGAAGAAAGAGAUUUGAUGAUCGCAAUUGCUGCCAGUUUGGAAGAUGUAUCUGCCUCGCAAACCCAGGUCGAUAUGAGCCAUAUAGGCCCGUCAACACAUUUUUAUAAGAAAAAUCAAUUUGACAGCCCUAAUUCUGGCACUGAAGAUACGAAAUUUCAAACGACACUUGCUGAAUCCAUUAUAGCUCAGAAUGUGUCAAAGACUUUUGACAACUCAGGUAUCGACUUUGCGGACCUAAUAAUAAGCAACGCUUAUUUACAGUUACCAUUAGUAGAUCUUCCGGAAAUUGAGUGCGUUGAUGUCACUGAAAAAAUUGGCAAGGGUAAAGAAAAGGAAAUUGAAGCAGAAGAACAAGGAAUUCGGCGCUUCAAGAUAAUCGGAACGAAAAGGUUUUUGCACAAUGAUGAGGAACUGGACAAGUACCUUGACCAUGUACUAGAGUGGUGGCGAGGGGAACGGAGACCUGAAGGGGUGCCUCUGGAUCGCACUUAUCGUUGCUCAUACUGCGAAUAUGAAAACGACUGUGAAUGGAGAGCUGAAAAGGCUGCAGAGAUCAGGCAGAAAAAACUACCCGAUCCAUGA